AUGACAUCAAAGAAUGAUGAUAAUGCAAUCGUAGCAUUGGAAACUUAUGAACCCGAUGUUCAAGUUAUGAAUCUCAAGAAUAAAAAUGUGGAUGCUCAACUUGUUUUCCAAGGCGGUGUUCAAAUCAUUCUUCUUAAUACAACAUGCAAAUCUGCUAAAGUUAAUGGCAAUCAAUUGAACUUGCCAAUUCAACUUGAACAAGGUGAAAAUCGCUCGUGCAAGCUUAAUGUAACAGUCAGAUUGACAUAA
This is a messenger RNA of Rotaria sordida, 249 nucleotides long. The record is from the annotation of a GenBank genome assembly. Lineage: Eukaryota; Metazoa; Rotifera; Eurotatoria; Philodinida; Philodinidae.